Molecule: messenger RNA, 1845 nt
Organism: Acanthamoeba castellanii str. Neff
Lineage: Eukaryota; Discosea; Longamoebia; Acanthamoebidae
Product: Fbox domain containing protein
Exons: 14
Coding region: 1-1845 (614 amino acids)
Molecular function (GO): protein binding
Source: RefSeq, a predicted model, not a curated record
AUGAGGCGUAGCCACGGCGGCAGCUACCACGGGGACGACCUCCCCUACCUCUACGGGGGUCCGCCCUACACGGCUUCGCCGCCCCCUCCUACGCCCCGCCUGCUGGCCGGGUUCGCGGGGCAGCUGCGGCAGCUGCAGGACCUCCUCCACCCACUGCUCCCUUCUCCUGAUGAUCUCCACGACGAAGACGAGGAGCCGAAGGCCGAGGCUGAGGCCGAAGCUGCGGGGAACCGGUGUCCCUCAGAGGGCGAGCAGGAACAAGAAAACGAAAACGAAAAGGAAGACGAAGAGGAGGAGGAAGAGGAGGAAGAGGAAGAAGAGGAAGGGCGGGCAGCAGAUGCCAUGAUCCGCCGGCUGCUCGUCCAUCCCGACCACGCGAGCCAGCAGCUCGGCCUCCGGGAGGAGCUGGAGGCGGCGAGUGCGGUGGUGGCCAAGCUGCACGCCCGCAUUGCGCGGGUCACCUCGUUCGUCCGCUUCAUGUGGUGGCUGUGCAUGGUGGGCGAUGGUGGUGAGCAGGCGCGUCAUGGGGUGGUGAGCGAGGCGGCGGCCGGCACCUACGGCUACUUCGCCGCUCUGCCCAACGAGCUGAUCCUGUGCAUCCUCUCCCACACCGACCCCAAGACUCUCCUCCUCUCCGUGAGCGCGCUCAAUCGCACGUGGCGGCAAAUGGCCGAGGACAGCAACGUGUGGGGCGUGCUCUACGGCAGGCGGUGGUCCUCCCCCUUCCCCUCCCACGCCGCCAUCCCCCGCUCCGCCUCCUUUUACGACAUGGACGUCGACGACUACAAUCCGCGAGAGCGCAAGCUGAAGCGCAGGCGCUACGGGUGGAUGGAGCGGUUCAAGGAGCGGGCGUGCGUAGACCGGAACUGGCUGAAGCGGGGCUCCUACUCGGUCUGCGUCAAGCGGGCCGAGACGCAGGGCGAGUACACGCGCCUCGCCUGCGCCGACUCUCGCCUCUACCUCGCCCACCGCGCCUACCCGCCGGGCCACGCGGGGCAGCAGCGGUACUUCUUGAGUCACCACCUGUGGGAGGAUCAGGGCGCCUUCACGGACACGACCGGCACCACCAUCGCCACGCCCCACCGCGCGGCGAUUAACGACAUCCAGGCCGACAGCGACCUGGCGAUCACCAGUUCCGCCGACGGCACGGCCUUGGCCUGGGACGUGGGGACGGGGUCCCUGCUGCACCAGGUGGCCCGGUACGAGGGCGAGAUCGUGCAGGCCCGCCUGGCUUCGCUCACCACCCUCGUCACCGCCUCUGACCGCUCGGUGGGCUUAUGGGACGUGCGCAAGGGCGAACGCACCGCUGACAUCGAGCACGCGCGUCGGGUCUGCUGCAUCGGCGUCAACAGCGACGACGAUUCCCCCAUCGUGAGCGGGUCGUUGGACGGGGUCGUGCGGGUGUGGGACCGCCGCAAGCUGGACACCCCGGUGGCCGUGCUGCAGGCCGGCGGUGUACCCACCGCUCUCCACCUCCACGAGCAAGGGCUGCUGGUGGCGGGCAACCACUACGAGGGCCACGUGCCACACUCGCGAUCGGCGGCCUACCUGCAGCGAUGGAAGGGCGACCAGCUCGUGUUCGCCGAUAGCCUCCGCAAGCCCAUCUGGCGCCUCGCUGCCGACCACUCCCGCGUCCUGGUGGCGCAGGGCGGCACAGUGGCGUGCUUGGACAUCGCGUCGCCAGGUGUGCUCGCCACACACGAGUCGGGGUACGCCGACGUGGAGAGCCUCCUCAUCGAUCCCACCCGCUUGCGGGACGGGGAGCUGGCCAUCCACGACUUCUCCGGCCGUUCGCUGGAGGCCUCCUUUGGCUACCGCGAGCUUCGUGGCGUUCGCGUAACCUAA